GACCUCUUACAUCCUCUCACCUUAGCAAUGAGUGGUCGGAUGAAGGAACACUAGGAUGCUUCCCUCAAAUCGGUCAUGAGACUAUCUUUCGAGAACGGUUUUUCUAGACCACGCAUAUGCGUAUGAUGCAACUGCCUAUCUUUCCCUUCACAAUCUCUAAUGCGGAGAUUCAUUCAUUAUGCCAAGUGCCUCAUCCCUCGUUUUCCUUUGAAGCGAGACAGACAUUGCGAUGUGGCUGAACAGCAGAUCCCGGUUUGCCCGAGACGGGAGCUAAGGAAAUGAAACUAUGGCCUCAUCCACCUACUCUUCAGCUAUGUAUUCUGUACAUAUCUGUGCAUUACUAUUCACGUCGUUCAUCUGCAGUGUAUUUGCAGUGAACUAUCAGCUUUCAGAUAACCACGUGGGGUCGGAUUUUCUAUCCUCUUUCGUCCAUGAAGCUAUAGCCGACCCUACACAUGGCCGAGUUACAUAUGUCGAUCAAGCAACUGCCGUUGCUCAGAACCUCACCUUCGCUUCAGGCGACACACUGAUCAUAGCGUCCGAAUCCGCAGUGUCAAGGCAUACUAUACGGUCUGAUAUUCGUCAUAUGCCUCAGGGUUGCGGUACCUGGUCAGCCGCAUGGGAAGUCGGGGACGAUUGGCCUAAUUUGGGUGAGGCUGAUAUUAGCGAGCUCGAAGGCGUCAACGAUCAGUUUCCAAAUACAAUGAUCCUGCACACCAGUGCGAACAGCAAUAUGCCUGCCCCCGAUGACGAAACCGUCACGCCUACAGGAAACAACUGUAAUGUUAACACAAGCGGCAACACAGGGUGUGGCGUACAAGCACCGACUGCUGACAGUUACGGCCCGGCGUUCAAUGCAAUUGGCGGGGGUUGGUACGCUAUGGAGAGAACAACAACGUUCAUCAAGUCGCUCUCUAAAGUCACGACGUUGGGCACACCCACCACUUUCUUCCCUAACUCCCAAUGUGACAUCAACUCACAUUUCGGGCCCAACGAGAUCGUUAUUAACCUGACAUUCUUUGAGUGAAGAUUGGGCUGGUCAUUCGAGCGUAUUCAACGGUGCCGGAUGCCCUGGUGACUGCAUCACCUUCGUGGACGAGAAUCCAAGCGCAUUCGUUAACGCUUUCUGGAACAUUGCUGCUGGCCGCGUCUACACAUAAUAAGCAAAGCCCGAUUUUUUCCGUUACUUCGUUUCUCUGGCAGAGAAUAUUCUGGUUAUGUUGAUAUUAUGGAGAUACAUCCUCCGUCGCUUAUGAAAACAACUGUGGAAGUAUUUUGUCCAUCCA
Molecule: messenger RNA, 1286 nt
Organism: Somion occarium
Lineage: Eukaryota; Fungi; Basidiomycota; Agaricomycetes; Polyporales; Cerrenaceae
Source: the annotation of a GenBank genome assembly